Molecule: messenger RNA, 1248 nt
Organism: Lepus europaeus (European hare)
Lineage: Eukaryota; Metazoa; Chordata; Mammalia; Lagomorpha; Leporidae
Gene: GLRX3
Product: glutaredoxin 3
Exons: 11
Coding region: 33-1046 (337 amino acids)
Source: RefSeq, a predicted model, not a curated record
GCCGUCGACUGCUCCUGUCUGGCGGCGGCAGCAUGGCGGCGGGGGCGGCCGAGGCGGCCGAGGCGGCGGCGGCGGUGGUGGAGGUCGGCUCUGCCCGGCAGUUUGAGGAGCUGCUGCGCCUCAAAGCCAAAUCCCUCCUUGUGGUCCACUUCUGGGCACCAUGGGCUCCCCAGUGCGCGCAGAUGAACGACGUCAUGGCAGAGCUGGCUAAAGAGCACCUGCAGGUGUCAUUUGUCAAGUUGGAAGCUGAAGCUGUUCCUGAAGUGUCUGAGAAAUACGAGAUUAGUUCUGUUCCCACCUUUCUGUUUUUCAAGAAUUCUCAGAAAAUUGACCGGUUAGAUGGCGCACAUGCUCCAGAACUGACCAGAAAAGUUCAGCGGCAUGCGGCCAGCGGCUCCUUCCCACCCAGCACUAGUGAGCAGCCCAAGGAAGAGCUCAGUGUUCGCCUGAAGAAGUUGACUCAUGCUGCCCCCUGCAUGCUGUUCAUGAAAGGAACCCCGCAAGAACCACGCUGUGGUUUCAGCAAGCAGAUGGUGGAGAUCCUUCACAAACACAACAUUCAGUUUAGCAGUUUCGAUAUCUUCUCGGACGAAGAAGUGCGGCAGGGCCUCAAAGCCUACUCCAACUGGCCUACGUAUCCUCAGCUCUACGUUUCCGGGGAGCUCAUAGGAGGGCUGGAUAUAAUUAAGGAGCUAGAAGCGUCAAAUGAACUAGAUACAAUUUGCCCAAAAGCUCCCAAGUUAGAGGAAAGGCUCAAAGUGCUGACAAAUAAAGCUGCUGUGAUGCUCUUUAUGAAAGGAAACAAACAGGAAGCAAAAUGUGGAUUCAGCAAACAAAUUCUGGAAAUACUAAAUAGUACUGGUAUUGAAUAUGAAACCUUCGACAUACUGGAGGAUGAAGAAGUUCGGCAAGGGUUGAAAGCGUACUCCAACUGGCCGACGUACCCUCAGCUCUACGUGAAGGGAGAGCUUGUGGGAGGACUGGAUAUUGUUAAGGAACUGAAAGAAAAUGGUGAAUUGCUGCCUAUCCUGAGAGGAGAGAACUGACAGGCGAAGCUGAUGUCCGAUGGUGCCAGGAGUCUACGGUGGAGCAGUUCAUGACUUAGUCCUCAGAAGUGGACUAGGAACAAGAAGACGCUGCUUACCCAGUUACACUUUGUGUAUUCCACAGGGCCAUGCUAAAGAAAUGUAUGUUACGUUUUUUCCACCAAAAAUAGAACGCAAUAAACAUCUUCAGAUUCAGUUAAAA